This is a messenger RNA of Pristis pectinata (smalltooth sawfish), 1184 nucleotides long. RefSeq names its product X-ray radiation resistance-associated protein 1-like. Gene Ontology annotation, cellular component: nucleus. The record is from RefSeq and is a predicted model, not a curated record. Bases 177 to 1184 code for a protein of 335 amino acids. The transcript has 10 exons. Lineage: Eukaryota; Metazoa; Chordata; Chondrichthyes; Rhinopristiformes; Pristidae.
UCGGCGUCGUGGUUGCCACGGUUACCAGCCUGGGCGGCAGGCUGGCGGAGAGAGUCCGGGCAAAAGUUAAUCAAUGAAUACAGACCGAGAAGGGUGAAGCGUCAACGAGGGGAAAGAGUGGCCCGGUCACUUAGAGACGUCCAGGUGUAGGGUCGUGCCUGUCAGACAGGGCAGCAAUGACUUUCAAGGGCCAGUACAAACUUGAUGAUGGCACCAACGUUGUAAUGGACUGCUUUCCAGUCAGAAAGAUCUUCAAGGGAGGAUACCAAAGUGCAGGACAUUGGGUGGAGGCUCAGAAAAGUCCCAAGCAGAAGGACUUCCAGGCUGUCCUUGGCCCAAAGCCGCCGACCCAGCGGGUGUUUGCUGCACCUAGCCCGACAUCCAAACCUCAUGUUGCCCAGAUUCCUAAGUCUGCCAAGGAGAAAGUACUGGAUGGAAAUUACUUGAUGCUCCUGCACUGCGUGGAUAAUCAGUCGGACCUUUGUGUUGCAAAUAUUAGUGAUCAGGACCUCAAUGCCGUUAAUGAAGAAGAUUUUCACUUGUUUGAUAGUGUGGCUUUUAUAAAUGCAGCAGUGAACCAUUUACCUUUUGAGCCGUUUCGUUUGUUUCCAGCUCUCAGGGAUUUGGACCUUAGCGCGAAUGGUCUGCAGAAUCUGUUGGUGAUAUCUCAAGAUUUCCCCCAUUUGGAGGUACUAAAUCUGUCCUACAACAAUGUGUCUAAAGAAGAUAUUCUGGCACUGGGCAUCCUCCCUCAACUCAAAGUCCUCCACCUGACAGGCAACGAUCUGGACUCACUUCCCCCAGACCUGACGGCACCCUAUGAUCCUGUGGAUAGGCUGGAAGAACCCUUUCUGAGAUUUCCAGUCCUUGAGGUUCUGAUGCUGGAUGAGAACAGACUCUCUGACCCCUGUGUGUUUUCAAGCCUGGCCAGUCUUCACAGGCUAAAGUACUUAAAUCUCGACCAAAACAACUUCACUGGGGUCCCCUACCUGCAACAGAUGGAGACCUCUGCACCCUUUGAGAAGACUGAAAGUGCUCAGCUCUGCCAUUCAAUCAUCAGCCAAAUCAAACAGCCCAUCAAAUGUCCAUCAGCGCCGUCAGUGGAAAUUUCUGUGUUUCAGUCUGAUGUCGAAGCUCAGGGACAAUUGAGAGAAAGGGUUCUAACGGAAAGUCGUCGGCCAUAA